AUGGACAGCGAUACAGAAUCAGAGGGAGAUUUCAUUCCCUCUGCAGCUAUUACAUCCGACGCGCCGUUCGUUCUUCGCCAACCGCAGGCAACCUCCGACCUCAACGUCUUAGACGCCAUCGGCGUCCUCGUUGCCACAGCUCCAAGAGCUACCUCUCUGGGAUCGGAUCCGAAUCUUCAUACCAACGUAGUAGCAGCCUCUUCGUCCCUGAACUGCCUCCUGGACGACCUGUUACGGGCAGAUGUGAGAGAAAGGCUGGAUAUAUGCGCCUCAUUCGAGCUUUUUCUGGAACUUCUAAGGGAAGACUUCUUCGUCUCGCUAUUCACCCACCGCAGGGCGGUCUACUCCAUCUUGCGCACCCUCGGCGACACGUCCUCCAUCUCUGUACCAUGGACUGACGUUCUGUUGCUUAAGAUGUGCCGGAUCGUCAAUCUGAUAUCUUCCGGAUAUGCUCCAGUCGCAGCUUCCACUCAGCUUCUCGAUGCGCAAGCUUUGUGGGCCGUCAGACAAUUGCCGCAGGACACGAAAGAUCUUGCUCCCGCUACAUACUCUACGUAUGCGUCUCCCGGGAUGCGAAAAUUAGCUCUGCAGCUUGUCUUUGCUGCAUGCAUCGUCCGUCCUGCGAUGACUGGAGACUUGGGGCCAUCCAGCAUAACUAUCACUCCGACCGAUAUCGAAAGUGUCGCUCGGUACUAUGGCGACAUAGCUGCUCGUCGUGCGGGUGGACUGGGUGAUGACGAGAAGUUAUCAUGCGCCAUGGCUACUGUUUUGUGUGCAACCGUUUCGAUGGAUCGCGCGUCCGAUAGCCCAUCUCCCACCUCUCGUCCAUACUUCAUCUCACUCAUUUUCGGAUGCUUACAUGCGCUAUUCGACGUGGGCAGGCUGACUCUGCUCGGUGAUGACCCGUUGGACCCUGCGCAGCUCGUAAUCCUAAGCUGGGGUCACGUACUCCCAUGGUGCUGGCGCUGCUGCGCUGAUCCGCGUAGCGCUGACAUGACGCUAGUAUCCUCAUUGACGACAGCGUGGCUUCGUCAUCAAAGCCGGGGUGCCACAGACGACGGAUGGAAGAGCACCACCCUCGACCUGCUUAUGCGUGAUCUCCCUCUGUCUGCCACGCACAUACUGCAACUGCUCUACCGGAUCAUCGAUACAUUGCACAAUGAAGAGCAAGCUCAUCACGAAGGAGUGACACGCCUCGCUCACCAAGUCUGCUGGUCAAUGGCCCAGCUGUCGGACCCUCUACUCGAAGGACGUAUUAUGUUCUUUCCCGAUACAGUGCUCCAUCUCUGUACGAUGUUUCUACACUUCAUCGGUGGCGCCGAGACUGCGUUGAAUGUGGCAGAGUCUGCUCUUCAAGCUCUGCUACACGCUGAGCCAUCGGACGUGCGCACUGCCGCAGAAAGACUGGCUGAAAGUCUUGACUUCCCGACAGCGCUCGACCGAGCCGUGACGACCAUUCGAAAGUUACUCGCGCAUCCAAGCGGGAGAGUCCGACCAAGGCCAGCUCAGAUGCUGCUCGCAUUCGUGACUGUCUUCGGCCAUCGCGGCGCAACGCUUCCCCAUUACAAACCUACCAUGACGAUGCUAAGCUCGGCUGUAUCUGAUCAUGUCUGCGCCGGCGUUCAGUCUUCGCGGGAGCUAGCCGUGUCCCUCGCGAUAUCUGCGCCCUACCUAGGCGCUGGAGGACGUACUCUGUCUGAGGAGGAGGUUCUCAGCAUACUUUACCCCGAACAGCCACAAGACGCAAGCUCAUCAUCAGCUUUGGAUCUUCUAUGUGCCGCGGCGGUUUCAAGUUACCUCCUGUGCAGUAGCUCCGCGCUGCAAUCCAUGUCUGCACUUCUGAAGGCAGAAGUCUGGGAUUUUCUGCGCGAUGCCCUGACGCUCACGAUCGAGCGGCGAUUCGUAGGAGAAGACGAGGCAAUGUCCGUGCUUGUCGCGCAUUUGAUCGGACGCGCGUUAUCUCGGCUGAGGGGGUGUAGUGACACUGUAUUCGUGGAGCAUGCGGCUGAAUCUUCCUGGACAUCGUCACUACGCUCUCAACGUGACGCCCUCGUCAAAUCGGACUCGCCACAAGACGAUUACGUACGAAAGGAGUUGCGAGCAAGGCUUGCGCCCGACGAAGAACUGAUCUUUCACCUCGCGCAGGAGAGUCACAAGAGCUAUCAAGAUAACGACCAGGCUGGUUUCGGGACGCAGCUUGUCUUUCAUAGCUUUGCGGACUCGGUGUUCUUGAUCCCUGUACUGCUACAUGAUGCGUAA
Peniophora sp. CBMAI 1063 is the source of this 2259-nucleotide messenger RNA. The record is from the annotation of a GenBank genome assembly. Lineage: Eukaryota; Fungi; Basidiomycota; Agaricomycetes; Russulales; Peniophoraceae.